Messenger RNA from Penaeus monodon (black tiger shrimp), 4807 nucleotides. Its product is annotated as inner centromere protein-like. Gene Ontology annotation, biological process: meiotic spindle midzone assembly; positive regulation of protein serine/threonine kinase activity; metaphase chromosome alignment. Gene Ontology annotation, molecular function: protein serine/threonine kinase activator activity. The record is from RefSeq and is a predicted model, not a curated record. Lineage: Eukaryota; Metazoa; Arthropoda; Malacostraca; Decapoda; Penaeidae. Bases 130 to 3786 code for a protein of 1218 amino acids. Gene Ontology annotation, cellular component: chromosome passenger complex; kinetochore; midbody. The transcript has 17 exons.
GAUGCGUGUGUCUCCUUGCCCUGUAUUUUCUGUCAUUUGCCCCCCUCCUUAUUUUCCUUUUGAAAUUUGGCCGCUACGGUGUCGUUUGGUCAUUUCUUGAUGUGACGGGCGUUACUACUCUGCACUGAGAUGGUGGUCACAGAUUCAUUAUACAGUCUCUAUCUCCGUGCCCAGGAGAAGUACAAUGAGGGCUGUAAUGAUUUCGAAGAGCACUUUACAUGGCUUGAGGAGGUUGUGUCAGCAGCUUGUGAAACAUUUGCCACAAGUGAUCCCUCUCUCUUGCCAAAAACACCGGGGGUAAGAAAGACCAAGAAAAGGGCACCUCAGCCAACGUUAACAGAUAUUUCAGAAUCUCCGCCAUCAAAAAGGGUAUCUACUGAAGAUGCCAAUAGUAAGGAUAAUGCCACAACUCCAGCAGAAGCUCCUGCUAGAAGGGGAAGGGCAGCUGCAAGGGUGGCACAGUCAAAGACCAGGCAAUUUGUACAGCAGUCGAUCAAGUUGAAACUAAGACGUCCCUCGACACCAGAGGACCUCAGAAAGAAUAAGGCCACACCCUCUUCAAAUGAGCGUGCAAAUUCAGCUGAAAAGAAGUGGAGCUCUCGGACACAUGAAACACCAGAGGUCCCAUCUAUCCCAGUCAGGGCUGAACAGAAGAGCCAGGCCAAGGUGGAAGUUACACCUGUUACUGAAUCCAAAGCAGAUAUUGCCAAAAGUGAGACACCACCAUCUGAUAGCCCGAAAGAGACCCAUAAGCAUAGUAGCUCCAAGAAAAGUGGUUCUGAUGUUAGAUUAAAAUGGGAAGAAGGAGGCAAAGCUGAAGUGAACUUACAGUUGAAUUUAUCAGGAAGUGAAAGUGAAACAGAGAAGGAUUUGAAUGCACCAGAGUGCACACAGUAUGACCUCAGGCUUGAGGAUAGCGAGGAAAACAAAAGCGAGGAGGAUAAUAGACUAGACGACAAAAAUGGUGAUAAGCAUGAGGAUGUAUUUGAGAGCAUGGAAGUUGACAUUACAGAUGAUAAACCAUCUGUUCAGGAUGUCCCUGAUUGCAUGGUAUCCAGUGUUGUAACCACAAAAAGCAAAAAUACAGCUGAAGAAGAUUCAGCUACCACGUCCAAGGGUCAUGCAGAGCCAGCUCCUGCUCCCAAGGCUCGUUCAACUCGCACAAAGCAGAAGGCAUUGCAAUUGCCAUCAACAUCUGAAGAAAGUGAAGGAAGCCUUACAACAUCCAAUUCAAAUGUUCCCCAAUACCCUGUACCAAAACCUCGUUCCACCCGAACCAAACAGAAGAAGGAGGUCCCGGUAGGUAGCAGUUCAGAUGAAGCCAAUGUCCAGAUGCUGCCACCAAAGGAGAUGCCGAAGCAGAGAACAACACGCACCAAAACUAGAGCCAGGGAGCCCAUGGCAUCAGAGAGCGACAAGGAAACUUUAGAAAACCAUUCAUCUACCGAGGAGGAGGUGCCUGUUCCCAGUCCAGUCAGCAAGAAUAAGGGAGAAUUGGCUAAACACAUCAUUCAGACUAAGCCAAAACAGACCGAAGAUGAGAGGGAGGAGAAAGAAUUAGCAGACUCUCCAAAGCCGAGGUCUACCAGAACAAAGAAGCGCCAGGCGAAUGAGUCCCCACUUAAACAACAGAGCAGAACUACAAGGACAAAGCGCAGGAAGGUUGAGGAGGGUGAGAAUGAAGUCCCAGCACCUGAGAAUAAAAGUUUGGUACUCACACUGUCAGACUCUGAAGAAGAAGAGGUUCAGAAUGCUACUUUUGUUAAGGGAGACCAGGCUCCAAAGGCCUCAAAACGUGAUCACUCAGUGGAGUCCGUUUCUUCAGAGGCUUCAGUGAAAUCUUCUGGCUCAACUGCUUCCUUCGCUUCAGCAAAGUCAACUAGCUCUGUUGUAAAUGAGAAGCCAAAUGCUCGUGCUCUUGGAGGGCAAGGCCAGAGGGUGACUCGCUCCAAGGUGAGGCAGCUGCCCAACAUGUGUGCAAGCCCCAAGAAUGCCACUGUCAAGAAAGGAGUGUCUCCUGCCAAGAGCAAUCCUACUGGAACUCCAGGGAAGGCAAAUUUCACCAGAGGGUGCUGCACUCCAAAGUCUGAAAGUGGAACACCAAAGGGUAUGCGACUACAGCAGGUUGAGCCUCAUGCCAGAAGUCCUGUGAAAUACUCGCCUCGACCUUUUGCCAGCAAAAAAACAGCAGCUUCUGUGCGAGACAUGGCAACUGCUUACCAGAAUUAUGUUGGGGAAACCCUUAAUGAAACAGAGGAGGUCGUAGCCACACCAGUGCGAGUGACUCGUCAUUCUCAUGGAAAUGGCAGGCGAGAGAGUGCUACCAAAAGUGCUGCUCGUAAGAGCCUCAAGCGUGCCAAAGAAAUAGUGAGGGCGGCUGAUCUAAGAAAGAAAAAAAUCCAAGAGGAUGAUGAGACGCCAGACUCCAGAGGGCCAAGAAUAAACCCCGCCCGGACGCCCUCACCACACUGCCCUCCUGAGAAGGUUAUCCGACCCAAAACAGGAAGUGUAUACAGUGGCAACUCGAAUUAUGGAAGCUCGGGCAGAGUAACCCCCAAAACAUUCUCUAGAAUUAGGCCUGUGCUAGCUUCAUCAAAUGAAUAUGCAAAGGUUCAGAAGAAGGUGUGGACCCCGACCGAGGGCAACCGCACGAGGGCCAUCAUGACCUCAGGCACGCCAAAUGAGGCCAAGCGCAUCAAGAACAUCGCCAGCGUGUCAACCUUCAUCAAGGUGGCGCCCUCCAAGCCAUCACGCGAGGAGAUGGAAGAGAAGAAGCAGAUGGAACUUUUGAGGAAGAGAGAGAGGGAGGAGGAAUCCAGGAGAAAGAAGGAGGAGCUCUUGAAAUCCAAGGCCGAGGACCAGAAGAGACGUAAUGAAGAGAGAAUGCGCCGUGUACAGGAAGCAAGAGAGGAGAAGGAGAGAAAGGCCGUUGAAGCCAAGGAGCAGCAAGAACGUGACAGGAAGCUGCGAGAAGAGAGGUUGAAGGAGGAGCAGCAGCGCAAGAAGCAGCAGCUCCUGGCCAAGAGACGUGCUGAAGAGGAGGCCAGGAACCGCAAAAUAAGAGAGCAGCAGGAGGAGGAGGAGAGAAGGCGUCAGCAAGAGGAAGAGAGGAGAAUAGAAGAAGAGAGGAAAUUGGAGGAGACAAGGAAAGCUGAAGAAGAGAGACGUGUUUAUCUUGCUGAGCAGAAGCGUUUACAAGAAGAAGAGAAGAAGAGACGAAUUGCUGAAGCAGAACGUAUUCUUAGGGAACGCAAGGAGAUGGAGAAUCUCAGGUUGCGUGAAGCAGAGAGAAUUGCUCAAUUGAAAAUGGCUGCUGCUGUUAAAAAGGCUGGACUGAAUGACACUUACAAUGCCAAUGACAACAAAGAAAACAGCAGCAACCUCAACAGCACUUUUACGAAGACUAGUGGCCAAACCCAGGCAAGCAGUCAAGGGAAUUCUGGGCGUUCAAAUAGCUAUGACAUGACUCCUGAGAGGCAGAAACCAAAGAAGCUUGCUAAUGCCAACAACUAUGACAUUGGUGACAUUAAGAGUGAUGACUCCACGGAUGAUGAGUCGGCUCCUAAGAAGAGGAUUCCACCAUGGGCGCAAGGAUCUCAGCUGAAGCUGUCUCUCAUCAACCAGGAGUACAACCCACCAGCAAUGGAUGGCAUAUUCCCCCCAGAGGAGCUUCUCACCAUGCCUGAUCUCAGCCAAAUCUUUUCCAUCCAGCGCAGGAGAUUCUUCAAGCGCACAUCCUCAGCCAUUUGGAAUACCCCACCGUCAAAGCUGUUUGAAUCAUAUUGAUUUAUUUAAAUAUUUUUAUUGAUUAGAUGUAGGGUUUUCAUCAUAGUGUCUACUUUCCAUUUUCUCUGUCUGUGAAUGUUUGAUGUGAAUGCGAAUGAAGGCUUAGAUAUCCUGAUUUUAUUUUUAUUUACAUCUGAUUAAAUGGUGUAUAGCAUGUAUGAAUAUUAUUAUUGACAAGUGUUUAUAUGUAUUUUCUUUAGAGGAAAUAGCUGGAGUCACACUCUUUUUACUCAUUUUAGGAUAUUUGAAAUUCAUAUUACCAAUUGCCAGUCGGUAAUUAAUUCAUAUUAAAGACUUUGUUUUUUUUUUUUCUUCCAAAUAACUUGUGUGUCCUCUCUUCUCCUGACUUUCACAGGUUUCAUACUUUUAAGCAAAGGGAAAUGUUUGCCCAUUGUUGUGUUAUGUAAAGGAGAAAAGAGGGAAAGACAACAUCACUUCAAGACCUGUCAUUACCUGUAAAUAUGUAUUUCCUAUAGGGACUUGAUCACAGUACGACUGUCAUCUUGAGUUUGUGCUCUGACCAUGAUCUGAAUGAGAAUAAGAAACUUUAAAAAAGAGGGAUGAAUGAAAUAAUAUUGUUGAUCUUCUCUGUGCUGUAUUGAAAUAAGUUGCAUACUCCUGUCUUUCUCUUUCUCCCCCUUUCUGUCUGUAUUGGAAUAAGUUACAUACUCUUAUCUUUCUUGUCCUUCUUUCUUUCCCUUUCCCUCUUUAUCUCCCUCUCCUUUUCCCUUUUCAUCAUCUUCCUCUUAGUAUUUAUCAUGGCAAAAAUCAUCAUCAUCACCUUUUCAUCAUUUAGAGACAUGACCAUUACAUGUCUGUUUUUUUCACUUAAUGGUAGUUUUACAAGAAAUAGGUGUUCUAUUUAGAGCUUUACCAUUAUCAUUAUUUUUACUUUGAUUUAUUAAAGUGAAUUUUGAAGUUAUCCAGUCUCAGCAAAAGGAAUUUUUGUAUUCUAAUAAAUAGUAUCACCUUCACAUGAAAGUGUGUAGUUGCCUGUGUAAAUAAAAGAUAAAUAGGUGUU